Molecule: messenger RNA, 2049 nt
Organism: Loa loa (African eye worm)
Lineage: Eukaryota; Metazoa; Nematoda; Chromadorea; Rhabditida; Onchocercidae
Exons: 14
Coding region: 1-2049 (682 amino acids)
Biological process (GO): regulation of transcription by RNA polymerase II
Cellular component (GO): nucleus
Molecular function (GO): RNA polymerase II transcription regulatory region sequence-specific DNA binding; DNA-binding transcription factor activity, RNA polymerase II-specific
Source: RefSeq, a predicted model, not a curated record
AUGAUGCAAAUUGAGCAGCAAUAUCUGAAUUUGAACGAUGUUCGAAUGAGUCAACCGGCGGAAGCAACAGUACCGCCACCACCGGUUGUAAUUUGUCCAACGGAAGUGGACAAUAUUAAUAUAACUUUAGAGAAGAAUCAGCAAUGUGCAUGCAAAGAUUGCGGUAAAUUGUUCAACUCUGUGUGGUAUCUUAAACAGCAUGCCGUAAAGCAUUCCAACGAUCGACCUUUCAGAUGCAAAUUCUGCUAUAAGACUUACAAAUUUCGAUCAAAUCUCUAUCAGCAUAAAUGUCCAGAUCGCACCAAAAAUGGCAAUAUACCAUUUAACAAACGCUUGAUGUAUCGUUUAACUGUCAACCAGUCGCAUCUCUUUGAUACACGAGAAUUAUCAUUACAGCAAACAUCAGAAAGGAUUGCUCCAUCCGAUUUUGGCCAUUUUUUCAGUAAUAGGCCAAACUUCACCUUACCAACUAAGCCAAUCGAGCAACAUACUGAGCCAAUUGAUAUCCCGAUUGAAGCGAUUACGUCAGAAACAUUAACAGUGAAGCGACAAAUCGAACUGCGGGAGACGAUUGCGCCCAAACGACUUUUAGAGCAAGCUGUUAUCGAUAACUACUUACAAAAGCAUAGGAAUAAGUUGUACCAAUGUCGCAAAUGCAAGUUGCAAUUCCCGACACGCGGAUACCUGAGUCGACAUAUUGCUCAACACAACGAGCUAGAACAACUAUCAUUGCAGUGUGACAUGUGUCCACAGCGAUUUUCUAAUGAUAUGGAAUUUAGGAAGCAUACGGAAUCACAUUCCAAGGAUUCCGGAAUAUUGUGCGCAAAAUGUUGCGCCUCUUUUAGGUCAAUGUUGGCAUUAACGCGACAUCGAAAUCAAUCCCGUCAAUGUAUGUCAUCAGUUAGCAGCAGCUUUAACAAUCAAAACAUCGAUGAGUAUGCAUACAUUGAUGCAGUUGAAGCGGAAGCGCAAAUGAGUACAGCAACAGUAACUGAUAAUUUUGGUGGUGAGGAAAGAUCAUCAUUGAUUGCAACUGAUAAGAAUGGCAAUUGCGGUAGUGCCAGUAGCAGCACUGUUUGUUAUCAGCAUUUCUCAUCUAAUCUAACGAGAUCAGAAGGUCAUGGUAGUGAAAGUGGCAAUACAAUGAUCUGUGAAAAUGGAUCGAAACGAACGAUCGCUACGGUAAAAAUUAAACUUGGUCCAACGCCUGUUGUAUCGAUAAUGGAGAAGAAUGAUGAGAGUAAUAAUGAUGAGCAACCGUUGUUAUCUCCAGAACUAAAUGAUAUGGAAGCAACAAAUUCGGAAGUGAUAUUGGAAGAGGAAGUGAAGAGACAACUAUCACAUGACAGCGACACUUCUCAUAUUUCUACAAAUCGCUAUAGCAGUUAUAUCAGUUCAGAUCGAAUUAUCAGCAGUCAUCAUUCAGGAAUGAGUGGUAGUAGCAGUAGUAGUAGUAGUGGUGGUAGUACUACCAGUAAUAAUACACAAACAAAUGGUGGUGGUGGUAGUAGUGGUGGCGCUACUGGUAGUAGUGAAUCGCAUUUUGCAACUUCCACUUUCGAUAGUUUUUUAUCGAGUAAUGCUGGCAGUGAUGUUUAUGACAGUUUGAUGCUAGAAGGUGGUCGACCGAUCAUUCUACAUUCCCAUCUACAUGCUACUAAAGUUGAAGCUGUAUCCCAUCCGGUUGUUGACUUGAUCGGUUGUACGACGCAAUCAAUUCGUGAUGAAAUUAUCCUCUGUGAAACACUCUUUACUGUACGAACACACUUUUUAAGGAAAAUUGCUGUAUAUAUUGUUUAUAUAACAAUGCUACAAACUGUGGAAUUUUUCGAUUCCAUUUGUGGCAAACAAAAAAAGCUAAACCGGAAUUUGUUGGGUGCCGCUGCUUCGGCAGCAAUAGAGCAUACAUCAACUGCAAACUGCUUGAAAACGACACAGUCUGUAACCAAAUAUCCGGAGACUGUAGUUGAAAACGAAUCCGGUAACGUUACUAACAUUGUCGAAGAUGAUUCCGGAACCAGACGAUCCGCUGCUAAUGAUGAACGAUGA